Messenger RNA from Rodentolepis nana, 348 nucleotides. The record is from the annotation of a GenBank genome assembly. NCBI's taxonomy places the organism in Eukaryota, Metazoa, Platyhelminthes, Cestoda, Cyclophyllidea, Hymenolepididae.
AUGCUGCAUGUAAUUACUGAACCAUUCAGACCUUGCAAACUUAAUGCUGCGAUAAAACAGCUCAAUUGCAAAAAAUCACCUUGCGAUGUCGGUAUGCAUCCGGAAUUUCUAAUUAGAAUGGGACCAACAGCCAAGUUAACCAUGCUGACGCUUUUCAACAAAAUCUGGGAGACCAGUCAUGCUGACACUUUUCAACAAAAUCUGGGAGACCAGUCUCGACCUAACCAAUGGGUUGCCAAAAUAAUGCUAGUACUGAAAAAGGGCAAAGACCCUAGCAACUUUGACAACUAUAGGAAAAUGGCAAGGACCCUAGCAACUUUGACAACUAUAGCCCUAUCUAGACCCUAG